Messenger RNA from Aspergillus thermomutatus, 585 nucleotides. RefSeq lists its product as uncharacterized. Bases 1 to 585 code for a protein of 194 amino acids. The transcript is spliced from 4 exons. Lineage: Eukaryota; Fungi; Ascomycota; Eurotiomycetes; Eurotiales; Aspergillaceae. The record is from RefSeq and is a predicted model, not a curated record.
AUGAAGUUGCUAAUUCCCUGCAUUACAGCCAUCUUCGCGACGGUAGCACUGGGGGCGCCAGCCUCAGAUGCCCCACUCGACACUCGUGCUGACCGUGGAUCAUACACCGUCUCUGGUCUGGGAGCUCGUAAGCAGGCGAUUCUCAAUGCUGGCGGAAACACCCUUGACCUCGCCAUCGCCAUGCUGGAGAUCGAGAAUAUGGACCCCUACAGCUACCCUUACGGCGACGGCAAGACCUAUGACUCCGCCAACUUUGGUGUCUUCAAGCAGAACUGGGGCAUGCUCCGUGUUUGCGCGUCUCGCUACGGCUUCCAGGGUCAGACAGAGGCCCAGUGGAACAAUGGAGCUUUGCUCAACUCUAAUAUGUACGCCGACGUUGCCUCGCGCUGGGACUGCCAAAACUACUACGGCUACGACAAGUGGUUCGCAGGGCACCGCAAUGGAGCCUCUGGUCUGGCCAACCCAUACACCACUGACAUUGAGAACUACAAAUCGGCGGUGCAAUGGAUCCAGCAGCAGAUUGACAGCAACAGUCAAUACAAGACUGAUGAUACUCGUUUCUGGGUCAACGUCCCUGCCAUCUAG